GCGGGGGAAGGAGGAGCGGCGGCGGCGGCGGCGGCGGCGGCGGCGGCGGCACGAGAGCAGCGGGAAGGCGGCCGGAGCGGGCUCCUCCGGCGGCUGCAGCCGUGGCCCUUGGGCCAGACUCUCCCGCGCCGCGGAAUCAUGGCAUCUCUAGUCCAUGCUGUGCAGGAGAACGGGCGCAUCGCUGCCGGGCUCCUGCUCAACCUGCUGGUCUCCAUCUGCAUCGUUUUUCUUAACAAAUGGAUCUAUGUGCACUACGGCUUCCCCAACAUGAGUCUGACCCUGGUGCACUUCGUAGUGACCGGGCUGGGCUUGUACAUCUGUCAGAAACUGGACAUUUUUGCCCCCAAAAGUCUGCAGCCCUCCAAGCUGCUGCUGCUGGCCCUCAGCUUCUGCGGCUUUGUGGUCUUCACCAACCUCUCUCUCCAAAACAACACGAUAGGCACCUACCAGUUGGCCAAGGCCAUGACCACCCCUGUGAUCCUAGUCAUCCAGACUCUGUUCUACAAGAAAACCUUCUCCGCCAGAAUACAGCUCACUCUGAUACCCAUAACUUUAGGUGUCAUCCUAAAUUCUUAUUACGAUGUGAAGUUUAAUUUUCUUGGAAUGGUGUUUGCUGCCCUUGGGGUGAUAGUUACAUCUCUUUAUCAAGUGUGGGUAGGAGCCAAACAACAUGAGCUGCAGGUGAACUCCAUGCAGUUGCUAUACUAUCAAGCACCAAUGUCCUCUGCCAUGUUAUUAAUAGUCGUGCCCUUCUUUGAACCUGUAUUUGGGAAAGGAGGAAUCUUUGGUCCCUGGUCAUUUUCUGCCUUGCUUAUGGUUCUGCUAUCUGGGAUAAUAGCCUUUAUGGUAAAUUUAUCCAUAUACUGGAUCAUUGGAAAUACUUCACCAGUCACGUAUAACAUGUUUGGACACUUCAAAUUCUGUAUUACUUUAUUUGGAGGAUAUGUUUUAUUUAAGGAUCCACUGUCAAUUAAUCAGGGACUUGGCAUUUUAUGCACAUUAUUUGGCAUUCUCGCCUAUACUCAUUUUAAACUUAGUGAGCAGGAAGGCAACAGGAGCAAAUUGGUACAGCGUCCUUAAGGGAGUUUUCAUAGAGAAAAUAUAAUUGCCUCAGGCAGUUGAAAAAUGUUGCUAAAUGUGCACUGAUUUUUAAAAUAAUAAAAAAAUUAAUUUCAGAAUCACCACAGUAGAUUCUACUACCAGAAUAUAAAAAUAAAUCAUAUUUUUACAUAUUAAAACUGAUUUUGAAUAUUUAAAUAAUUGCUUGCUCAAAACAAAAGUGGCCUAUAUUAAAUUUUAGAAGUCAUCUUUUUGAUCAUAAAAGAUGACUUCAUCCAAAUAAAUACAUCAAAAUUAAAGUUAUAGUAAAUCUAAAGAAAUUUUUGCCAGUAUCACAUGUAAAUUGUUUUUUGUUUGAACAAACCAUUGAACCAUUAAUGAUACAUCUAUUUUCUAUAGUAUAAAUUUUCAUUUACUAUAGGAUUAUAUAUUAUUGGUAAUUUCUCUUCAAGUGGCAUAUAUAUUAUCACUCUGGCCAAAAACUUAAGAUCCAUAGGAUUUGGUUUAAUUUCAGGAUUCAUUUGGAGAAAUCAAAUUAAGAGUGAAAUAGAUAAGAUGGCAAAGACAAACCAGUCCCAAAUUAAAUUUUUUUGGGGGUGUGAGGAAUAAAUUAAUGCAGAGGGAGGUAAGUUGUUAGGAAACUAAAGCUUUCUUAUUUUGAGUCUUCCUUUGGACCUUUUAAAUAGUAUACCUGGUUCAGUGAAACAAAUGUACUUUUAGAUUCAUAGAAAAGUGCCAACCCAGGCUCUAAGUGAAAAUGGGUAAAAUGAAACCAAGCCAAGAGUUUGUAGUGUUUUCCCAUUUUCCUUGGCAAGCUAAAUAUUAAGCAUUUCAUAGUUGUUUUUGAAGCAACAGAUAAAGAUUGAGAGACUCUAAGAAUGCUCCCUCUCUCUUUGACAUCAGAUAUUAGUGUGAACUAUGCCUAGUCUAACAAAGGUGGCAGAAAGCAUCUGAAGCAGUGAGUUGAAGCAGAAACUGUUCAAAAUCUCAGGAAUAUCUAGAGGGAAAUAAGGAAGAAAGAUUGGAAAGAGUAAUUUGACCUUGAGAAUAAUUUACAUUGAAAUUAUUUUCCAGGACAACUUGUGAUGGACUAAAAAAAAAAAAAAAAAAAACUUUUAAGACAGAAUUUAGAAAGGCCAAUAGAAAGAACAAUUGUUAUUAUAAUAAUGGAGGAGAUAUUGUGUUGUAUACUUAGGAUAGCUUAUUAUGUAUAAUGCUUGAAAUUGGAGUUUAGAUAGAGUAUUUUAAACUAUCAAAGUUUUACAAUGCCUCUAAGACUUUUAGGGCACUUUGUAUAAGGUAGAUGAGAGAUAUUAACUGUCUCUCACAAUAAAAGGAACUGGAUAAUUGUUUUGUUUUUUCCGUAAGAAAAAGCAUUUCUAAGCAUUGUUAUCUGUUUACUUUACUUUUUUUUCCAAUUUUAUGUAAAAAUAAUUUUGAUAUUAAUUUUUUAAAAUUUGAGUUCCAAAUUCUUUCUUUCUCCUCCCCUCUUGCUGAGAUUCCAAUCAAUGUGACAGAGGUUCUAUGUGUUAAACAGUGUUAUUUGUGAGAGGAAGUGUGGCACUGUGGAUGAAGAGCCUUGCCUUAGAGGCAGAAAAGACCUGGUUGGAUAACCUGUUUCUGACCCAUACUAACUAGGGAACAUAGGCAGAUCUCAACCUCUUGGUGUCUAAGGCAAUACUUGGAUUCUGGAUCUACUUCUGAAGAAGUAAAUUGCAUACAAGGAGUUCUCUGCACUGAGGAAAUUUUAAAAAAUUCUUUGUACAUUUUGAGCAGCAGCAGCAGCUUGGUAAGACCAAGGGCUAACUAAAGUUAUAGUCUGUUCACAUUUUGAACUAUCUGACCUCUCUUCAAAUCUAUUUUAAUAGCAUUUCAGCUGCAAGUUUGUUACUGUGUUUAUUUUUGUAUUUGUAUUUUUUUUAAACAUUCUUUGGUUCUUUCCAAUUUAUAGAACUGUUUAACUGUAUUAAGAAUUAUAAAGCAAUUUAUACAGAUCUAUGUUCUGCAUAAGUUUGAAUUUUAACAUGUGCCAUGUUAAAAUAAAAAUAAGCUACUGGCAAGGGUUAUCAGUACAGUAACAAUGAAUUGUAAAUUCUACACUAUAUGCAUUGAUUUGUGCUGUGCACAAACUUUUUAUCAUAAAUAAAUGUGGGGUCAUUUUUAGGGUUAAGCAACGGCAGAAGGGAGGCAGGGUGGGAAGGAACAUGCUAUCUAUAAAUAUAUAAAUAAUAUUAGAAGCAUACAAUGUAAUCUAGAAAAACCACAUGCUCAGAAUGUUUUCUGCACAGAAGAUAAUACAAAUGGCACAAGAUGGAAAAAUGCGCUUGGAAAUCCAACCAACAUUGAAAACAAGCCAGAAAGGCAAUAUGUUUGAAGACACAGUGGACAGAACUCUAAACAUAAAAAACAAGAUCUGCUUUCAAAUCCUGCCUCAAAAACCAGCUAAGUGUGACACUGAGCAAAUAACUUAACCUUUCUGAACCUCAGUUUCUCCAUCUGGAAAAUGGGGAUGAUUGCAUCUAUCUUACAUGGUUGAUGUGAGGAUCAGGUAAGAUAAUAUAUGUAAAAGGUUCUUCAAAUCUUAAAGAUUUAUACAAAUGUGAACUAUUUUUGGAAGAAAACAAAAUUGGUCUUUUGGUUACUAAAAUGAUUAGAGCUUUCUUUAGUCACAAAAUAAGCAGUUUCUAUUUGAUAAGUAAAGCUUGAGGCAUUUACUUUAAUUUGUAGAAAUUAAAUGAUCCCAAGCCCUCUUGUACUUCUAACAGCUUCUGUAAUGCUAAAAGGAAAUGCACGUGUAUAUUUCAUGAUAGUUUGCCUAGGUUACAAAUAUGUCUGGUAUGUUCGAAUACAAUUCUUGUCUUCCUAUUUAAAUAGUAUUUCAGGGAAAAGUAUGUUCAUCUAUCAAAAAAGUAUAUGCCUGGUUGUCAUUUAAAUUGUUGUUAAAAGUUGCCAAAGUUUGGUACCUUAAUAUCAGCAAAUUUGUAUCACUUUUUUUAAAGUAUGGCCUUCCUCAUAUACAUGUCAUGGCCAGCAAUAUAGCAAAGCAGUUAUCAGACCUCUUUUCCAAAGUUAGAGCUGUUUUUAUUGAUAGCAUUAUUUUAAACAAAGAUAAUGUUAUUUUUAACUCUUUGAAUAAAAAUAACUUCCUUUUU
This is a messenger RNA of Sarcophilus harrisii (Tasmanian devil), 4211 nucleotides long. RefSeq names its product solute carrier family 35 member E3 (gene SLC35E3). The transcript has 5 exons. Gene Ontology annotation, molecular function: antiporter activity; nucleotide-sugar transmembrane transporter activity. The record is from RefSeq and is a predicted model, not a curated record. NCBI's taxonomy places the organism in Eukaryota, Metazoa, Chordata, Mammalia, Dasyuromorphia, Dasyuridae. The coding region runs from base 139 to 1080 and encodes 313 amino acids. Gene Ontology annotation, cellular component: Golgi apparatus.